Messenger RNA from Nelumbo nucifera (sacred lotus), 1274 nucleotides. RefSeq names its product GDSL esterase/lipase At5g03610-like. The record is from RefSeq and is a predicted model, not a curated record. NCBI's taxonomy places the organism in Eukaryota, Viridiplantae, Streptophyta, Magnoliopsida, Proteales, Nelumbonaceae. Gene Ontology annotation, molecular function: hydrolase activity, acting on ester bonds.
UCUCUCUACCUCUCCACGCUUCUGCAGUGCAGUUCUGCUCGCAUGGGGAAACAAGACAAGCAUACUAUGUUGUUUCAUCUAUUUUUCUCGGUUUUUGUUCUUCUGACUGCAGGAAUUCAUGUGGUUCAGAGUUCAUCAUAUCACCACCACCGGCCCGGUCCUUCGAAGCUCUUCGUUUUUGGAGACUCUUACGCCGACACCGGGAACAACCCCAAAUCUGUAUCCAAGUCGUGGCAUCCACCAUAUGGGAUCACAUUUCCCGGUCAACCGUCCGGUCGUUGGUCUGAUGGGCGGGUCCUGACUGAUUAUGUAGCUUCCUUCAUUGGAAUCAAGUCCCCAAUGCCUUAUAGAUGGAUAAAAUUUGCCCCAAAGUCUCUAAGUCAUGGGAUAAACUUUGCUUAUGGAGGGACUGGUGUCUUUGAUACAUUGGUUUCUCAGCCAAACAUGACCACACAGAUCGACUUCUUUCAGCAACUCAUCAACAGUGGAAUCUAUAGUAAACGCGAUCUCAACUCAUCUGUUGCUCUGGUAUCAGUUGCCGGCAAUGACUAUGGUGCCUAUAAUGCUAGAAAUGGCACUGCACAGGGCUUGCCAGCCUUCAUUGCUUCAGUGGUGAAUCAAACAACUUUGAAUCUAAAGCGCAUUCAUGGCCUGGGUGUGAAGAAAGUAGCAGUCAUAGCUCUCCUUCCAUUGGGGUGUCUUCCGCAAAGCACAGUGUUGUCUUCUUACCAACAAUGCAAUAAAACUCAAAACACGGCUGUGAGGUUCCACAACCUCUUGCUGAAACAGGCUGUGGAAAAGUUGAACAAUGAGACGAAAAGCCCAACAUUCAUACUUCUUGAUCUCAACAGCGCAUUCAUGUCUGCAUUCGACAAAAAGAACUCAGGAAAUCUAAAGUUUGGGUUUGGCAAUCCAUUGAAGCCAUGUUGCAUGGGUAUAGACGCCUCAAACUCGUGCGGAAUUGUUGAUCAGAGCGGAGCAAAGAAGUAUAAAGUAUGCAAGAACCCAAAGGUAGCAUUCUUUUGGGACGAGGUGCACCCUACACAAGCGGGUUGGCAAGCUGUUAGUUUAUCUUUGAAAUCUUCUUUGAACCAAUUCGUUUAAUAAUUAAUCAAGAUCUAUCCAUGUCUCAUUAACAGUAAAUCUCGGUGUUCCAUGUUUUCUGUUUUUCUUUUUCAUCCUCCUCUUCUAUUUGAAAUUGGUUUUAACAAUGCAUAUUGUUCUAUACUUUUUUGUUGUUAAUAUAUUGAUCCCAUUGGUUUUGUGGGGCAGAA